This is a messenger RNA of Spea bombifrons (plains spadefoot toad), 1902 nucleotides long. RefSeq names its product odr-4 GPCR localization factor homolog (gene ODR4). Gene Ontology annotation, cellular component: endomembrane system. Bases 153 to 1505 code for a protein of 450 amino acids. Lineage: Eukaryota; Metazoa; Chordata; Amphibia; Anura; Pelobatidae. The transcript has 14 exons. Gene Ontology annotation, biological process: intracellular protein localization. The record is from RefSeq and is a predicted model, not a curated record.
GUUAGGACGGUCGAGUUUUGUCUUUGGCAUUUGGAACUCAGAAAAUUGGAACGUCAACGGCUUUUCAUUGGUCGCCGUCAGCUGGUAGUCCAUUCAGCGGUGGGCUUCUGGAGUAGGACAGGAGAGAAUAUAAUUAAGUCCGGAUCUUUACAAUGGGGAGAAGUUAUUACGUAGAAGAUGCGGUUGAGAAGUAUUUCACUCAACUAAUUCAGUUGCAGAAGCCGUAUGUUACUGGACUCAUAAUAGGCCAGUGCUCUUUACAAAGAGAUUAUGUUAUUUUGGCGGCUCAGACACCCCAGAAAGAUAAUGGGGAAGAAUCUGAAAAGAAGGCUGGCUUGACAAAGUUAGAUGAAAUUGACGAUGAAUGGGUUUCUAUGCAUGCUAGCCAGGUAAGCCGCAUGCUUCCUGGUGGUUUGCUGGUGAUUGGCGUGUUUCUUAUAACGUCGCCAGAUCUCUCCAAGGAGUCUCAAAAUGCAUUAAGAAAGCUAAUUUUUUCUGUCGAAAAGUCAUCGGUGAAAAACAGACUGUGGCGUUCUGAUGACAGUGACGUCUCUGAGCGGGUGGCUGUUCACAUUUGUUCUGCAACCAGAAAAAUCGUAUGUCGCACCUUUGAUGUUAAAGAUCAUAAGAGUGCAGCUAAACCAGCAGACUGGAAGUAUCAAAGCAGUCCUUUAUCUUGGCUCACCAUAGAAUGUAAUAUGUGUGUAGAUGUCACCAUUCCACUCUCCCCUUCAUCGUCAUCUUACCAAGAGCGACACAAAUCUAUAAGGACUGCAGUAACAAAUUGGGCAAAGGAGCUGGAUGAUGUUGUUAUCCUUUUCAAUGGCCGUGUUAAAGACAAAGAUGGUGAUCUGAUUGAAGAGCAAAAAAAAUCUUCACGAUCCAGUUCUCAAACCAUUAAAGCGAGCAUUCUUGCACCGUCAUUAGCAAGCAGAGAAACUAGGUCGACAGCUCUCAUACAAGUUUGCAAGUCUUCUCUAACCAUACAAGGUAUCGUCAAAUGCAGAGCUUAUAUCCAGAGCAACAAACCAAAAGUUAAUGAGGCUUUGCAGGCUUUGAAAAGAGACAUCCUUAACACGAUGUCAGACCGUUGCGAAAUACUAUUUGAAGACAUCAUCCUCAAUGGACCACAGAAUGAAUCGGAAAAGACGACCUGUCAACUUCCGCAGAGAGUGUUUGUCCCCAUUCAUGGUUCCAACUUAAUGCUGUGCGACUAUGUGUUUGGAGAUGAAGCAGCGGAAGAUUUGCAGAGUCGCUUUCUUGAGAUGUUGGACCAGAAUGUACAAUAUGAGAGUAUAGACUUUGCAGAAGAAAAGAGCAGCAGGACCAAACCUGAUGAAGAACAAGAAGUAGAUGUCUCAUGUCAUAGUGACACAAAAGAUCAACCAAAGGCUCUUACAAAUAGUUUAAAAUCCUCAAAACUUCAACAGAACAUAGGUGUCGUAAUGGCAGCAACCAUUGCCCUUGUAGCCAUUCUAUUAUCAUUUCAGUAUCUGCUUGAGUAGCUGGGGCGAAAGGGACACACUGGUUUCUCAGGCUAUUCUGUGCUGGUGCAAAUGACCUUGCUGUCUGAUCAAGGUGAUUAUGGAACACACGCUGGCGAUGGGAAGGUUUGACUUACAAACGGUUCUGUUCUGUCUAAAACUUAAAAGUAGCUAGAGUACACUCUUGCAUAUUUCGUGUUUCUAAUAUUUCAUGUUUAAUAAACAGUAAUUGCUGCACCCAGUCAUGUGUAUGCAGUCUGAGCAAUAAUGUUUUGCUGGAAUACACAUCACUGGCUUCUGCUGCUCCCGCUGAUUUUAAUGUCAGUGAAAGUGCUACUGUGCAUGUGUGUGAAUUAUGCUUCCUGCAUAUACUUCCUGGUUUCAAUAGAGGUUGCCAGGCAACAAGAGAAUAACAAAA